AUGUUCCUUGUGCUGGUGGUGAUAUUGAUGUUGGACUGGGCGGCGAUAGUGGUGGAUAAAGUAGUAAUGGAGGUUGGGGUCAUGGUGGCGAUUCGUAUGAAUCCAAGUCUUUCGUGGGAUGGUUUUGGACAAACUGGGGCAUUUAUAAAUGGGUGGACGUCGGGGGUUGCAGCAGUUCUACAAUUCCCUUUAAGGUUCUUAUGGAGGAAUUGGUUGGUGUUAGAUCUUGCAUUCUUGGCGAUAUGGCAUCACGUCCUAAUUUCGGCCUCAAUGAGCUUCAAAAUCAAAAUGUCAACGUCACUAAUCGAAAAACACAGCUCUCGAAUGGAAUGGAGCUUAAUCCAUGUCUUCCAUCUUGGAACCCUCAUCAUCAUCACCUGCGUCCUCCAAUGCAGUCAUGUUAACAUCAUCCUCAUAAAUGCUCAAACCAAGUUUCAGCAUUCAGUGAAUCCAUUGCCAAAGGUGUUUGUUUCCUCAAGGCUGAAUCCAGAAGAAAGCAGAACAGUCUCGAACAGCAAUAUAACCAAGUCCUCUACAGACUCGUCAUUCUUGUCAACGACAAAAGGGGCUGAAGAAGGUGGUGGUGGACUACUGGUAGUAGGAUUGGGCAGGAUAGGGAAGGGUAUAAAGUAG
Messenger RNA from Fraxinus pennsylvanica, 633 nucleotides. NCBI's taxonomy places the organism in Eukaryota, Viridiplantae, Streptophyta, Magnoliopsida, Lamiales, Oleaceae. The record is from the annotation of a GenBank genome assembly.